ACUCGUUCGUUGGCCAAGCGAAGCGAAGGGAGAUGUGCGGGUUUCAUACAUUGUUGAAUUAAAAUACGUCAUCUCUCAGUAUAAACCAAUAUUCUGUUUUUAUUCGUGAUUAAAAAACAAUACUAAAACAGCAUAAUGCCGGCGGCAAGGGGCGUUAAACGGACAGCAUCCAAAUCAUCGGCUGCCACAACUUCUACAGCGGCUCCUAAAAAUAAGAAAAAACGCGGAGUAACCCAGUUGGAAAUCCCAACUGCACCCAAGAAGAGGGGGCGUGUAUUCACAUGUGGACAAGGCGAUGUGGGCCAGUUGGGACUUGGCGAGGAUGUCAUUGAGACUAACAAAUUUAAACAAGUCACCGCUCUCGGGGACAAAGUGGUAGACUGCUGUGCUGGUGGUAUGCACACCAUUGCACUGGACUGCGAUGGCAAGGUGUGGACGUUCGGGUGCAACGACGAGGGCGCGCUGGGCCGGCCCACGGCCGCGGACAGCGAGGAGGGCGCCCCGCGCGCGGUGGCCCUGCCGGGGCGCGCCGUGGCCGUCUCCGCGGGGGACUCGCACUCCGCCGCGCUGCUGCACGACGGCCGCGUCUACGCCUGGGGGGCCUUCCGGGACUCUCACGGCAGCAUGGGCCUGGUGGUGCGCGGGCGCGAGGGCAAGGCGUGCCGCGAGCCCGCGCCCAUCGACGUGGGGGAGCCCGCGCACGCCAUCGCCUCCGGGGGGGACCACCUCGUCAUACUAUGUACGUCAGGUUCCGUGUAUACCAUGGGUUGUGGCGAGCAGGGACAGCUGGGACGAUUAUCUCAACGUUCCGCCUCCAGAGAUGCCCGUCAGGGAUUCAGCGCGCUGCUGACGCCGGGCAAGGUGACGCUGAAGGGCGGCGCGUGCCGCGUGUGGGCCGGCUACCACGCCACCUUCGCGCUGCACGCCCACACCCGCCGCGUCUACGCCUGGGGGCUCAACAACUACGGCCAACUCGGUAUAACGGGCGAGAAGCGUAAAACGGCACUUUUCUCCCCCGUGGAGUGUACGGCGUUCACACCCACCAACAACUGGACCAGAGUGGCCUGCGGGCAACAUCACACCCUCGCGCUGGACGACAGCGGGCAGGUGUACGCCAUCGGACGGUGCGAGUACGGAAGACUGGGCCUGGGCGGCAACGCGGACGCGGAGGCGCUGGAGGCGGUGCCGCGGCUGCGCGGCCGCCGCUGCGUGAGCAUCGCCGCGGGCACGUGCAACUCCUUCGCGGUCACCGAUACAGGGGAGGUGCUGGCGUGGGGCAUGGGCAGCGAGGGGCAGCUGGGCACGGGCGCGAGCUGCGACGCGGAGGAGCCCGCCCCCGCCCCCGCGCCCCCCGCCCGCCACGUGGCCGCCGGGGGGCAGCACGCCGUGCUGCUCACGGAUGACCCGGUAUCACAAAAGGAGGAAUCCCCAGCACCAGAGCCCGAAACCGCCGAACAGAAAACCGACGAAGCGAGAGAAGACGAGGAAGAACCACAGGUGCCUGAAAAGAAAAAACCACGAGGCACGAAAAGGCAGAAGAAGCAAGAACAGGAGGACGAAGUGUCGUCCACAUCCAGCGCGGCACAACCGCACGCCCCCAACGACGCGAAACCACAGAAGGUAAACGGUGACGAAAAGAAAGAAACCCCCAUGGAAGUAGAUGAAACUGAUAACGCGACAGAGAAAAAGGAAGAACCAACCACAGAAGAACAAAAAGAGACAGAGACAGAGCCAGAAGCAGAGAAAACCGAACCGGAGACAGAGCCCAAGGAGGAAUCUAAACCGGAGACAACGGACACAUCCAGCCAGGAGACAACGGACAGCGACACCAAGUCACAGGAGACUACUAAGAGCGAAGACAAGUCCAACGAUGUGGAGAUGGCCGAGGAGAAAUCAGAGGUGAACGGUGAACCGGAACUGGUGGAACCCAAGCAGGUGGAGGGCCUCCUACCGAACCCCACCCCGUUGACUACUACAGCGUGAUGGUAAUUUACUUUAUUGUGUAAGUAAAAUCUGAAUAUUUUACUGUAGAUGUGAAACUGAAUUUAUUUUUCCAACUUCCCGUUUGACGGUUUGAUAUCCGGAUUGACUUUAAUCUUCGUAUCUGUACUACUCGAGUUUUUUUUUUUUUUAAUAUUCGUCACCAUUUUUUGCGCUAAUUUAGCGAUGUAUAAAACUUGUCUUACAGAUUAUGAAUGUAAAAUAAGCAAGAGCCUUGGCUAGAAAGAGACGAAAAGUCGUUGCGACCCAUCUGUCGCUCUCUAUUCGCGCAUGCGUAGUUUAGCGUGGGAAGAAAGCAUAGUCUUUUUAUAGUCGUCCUUCUCCUUCCGUUUCCUUUUGUUUCCUUUAGUAUGCAUGUCUCGGUAAAGAGAGACUGAUGGCGUUGUCUGAAGUUAAAUU
Molecule: messenger RNA, 2400 nt
Organism: Diatraea saccharalis (sugarcane borer)
Lineage: Eukaryota; Metazoa; Arthropoda; Insecta; Lepidoptera; Crambidae
Source: the annotation of a GenBank genome assembly